AUGUCCCUCCCUCUUCCUUGUUGCUCGCAGAAAACGUGGUGCGUGGCGAAGCCGUCGACGGAGGAGGCGGCGCUGCAGGAGAACAUCGACUUCGCCUGCUCCCAUGUCGACUGCGGCGUCCUGAGGAGCGGAUGCGCCUGCGCCGCCCCCAACACGCGCAUCAACCACGCCUCCGUCGCCAUGAACCUCUACUACGAAGCCAUGGGCAGGAACCACUGGAACUGUCACUUCGGGAACUCCGGGCUCAUCGUCCAGACCGACCCGAGUAAGACCUCCGACAACCCUCCUCCCGACGACUUUGGAUGAUUACUUGGCUUCGUUUCUGAGAUCCGAGUAAGACCUCCGGCAACCCUUCUCUGUUGCAGGUUACGGCACCUGCGCGUACCCGUGA
Messenger RNA from Spirodela intermedia, 391 nucleotides. Lineage: Eukaryota; Viridiplantae; Streptophyta; Magnoliopsida; Alismatales; Araceae. The record is from the annotation of a GenBank genome assembly.